This is a messenger RNA of Dinoponera quadriceps, 596 nucleotides long. Its product is annotated as histone-lysine N-methyltransferase SETMAR-like. NCBI's taxonomy places the organism in Eukaryota, Metazoa, Arthropoda, Insecta, Hymenoptera, Formicidae. Gene Ontology annotation, molecular function: nucleic acid binding. The annotation marks the transcript as partial. The transcript has a single exon. The record is from RefSeq and is a predicted model, not a curated record.
AUGGAAUAUCCAGGAUGUAAAAAACAUUUUCGACACCUGUUCUUCUUCGCUUUUCAUCGAGGCCAAAAAGCUGCUGAAGCAGCCCGGGACAUUUGCAACGUAUAUGGAGAAGGUGUUAUAGGCGAGUCUACAGCACGGAAAUGGUUUGCAAAGUUCAAAAAUGGCGAUUUUGACGUCGACGACACGCCCCGCAGCGGAAGACCUUCUGAAUUCGACGAAGAGCGUCUCAAAGCACUUUUGAAGGAGGACGGUCACCAAACAAGUCGUGAAUUGGCCGAAAAAAUGAACUGCGAUCAUAAAACGAUACUCAAUCAUCUUCAUUCAAUGGGAUUUGCCGAAAAAUUGGGAGCCUGGGUGCCUCACGAGCUUAACGAAAACAACAAAGAAAUUCGCCUUCAAAUUGCUUCUCAACAUCUCGCCCGCCAUCGAGCAACACGCGGUCAUAAACAGCGCUUUUUGUACCAAAUCGUCACGGGAGAUGAGAAAUGGUGCCUAUACAUAAAUAUGAAGCAUAGAAAAACGUGGGUGGCUCCAGGAAAUACGCCAAAGCCGAGAGUCAAGCCUGACCAUCCAAAGAAGACCAUGAUCUGCGUUUG